Trichobilharzia regenti is the source of this 641-nucleotide messenger RNA. The record is from the annotation of a GenBank genome assembly. Lineage: Eukaryota; Metazoa; Platyhelminthes; Trematoda; Strigeidida; Schistosomatidae.
UAACCAUCCCUGCACAGCAAGUUUUAUGUCCACCGAUGUAUCUAGACGUCGGUUAUCAUCACAAGAAAUGGCAAUUAUCCAACCGUUCAUUGAAAGGAAUACUGAUGUCCAUGAAAUCAUGGAUCUAGCACAUGAGAAGUUCGGAAAAGCGCUCCUGUAUAACGAUAUUAAAAACAUGCGGGCUAAGAUAAAUAAACAAAUUGGUUGUUUGGAAGAGCUGCUUCAUCGACUGAGGCAGACAGGUCCAGUUAAAGUUUUGCAGGACAACGCAGGCUUUGUAUCUAAAAUCAUUUUUGCUCGUAAUGAUAUGAUAGACGUGUAUCAUAAGUUUCCAGAAGUAGUUGGAAUCGAUUGUACUUACAAAACGAAUAAGAUGGGAUGGCCUUUAUAUCAGUUUGUUGUGACUGAUGGAUUCGGAAGAGGAAGGACUGUUUUGUUUGCUCUUACUAGGAGAGAAACGUUUGCAGAUAUCAAGGAGAUAUUGCAAACGUUUAAGAGAUUUAUGGUGGAUACAUCGAAAACAUUAACAUUCACUGUCGACUGUGCAACUGCACAGAUGAAAGCCCUAAAGGAGGAAUUCCCCAGUUGCAAUAUUGUUUUGUGUCUUUUCCAUGUAUGCCAGGCAUUCAGAAGGAAGGUAA